UUGUUGUGGUUUGUUGUAUCGCAGCCUGGAAUCAUCAAUGUGUCCGCUUGACUCGAGGCCUCUCGGGCGGCGAGUGGCAUCUUUUCCCUGAGAUGCUUCAUGCGGAAAGUAAGUCAAGAUGUCUUGAAAGUCAGGAUGGAUCAGCAGUUGAGCCAUGUUCUAAAAAAAUGAAAUCAACAGAAGAGCCUUAUGGCAAAUCCUAUGAUGGAUUGCAAAGCCUAUAUGAAGAAGUACAUGUUAAGAAAACCCAUAGUGGGUUUAUACCUCUGUCCCUCUUUGAUGAUGAGGAUGGAGUAGAUGAAACUACAAGAGGCCUGGUCCCAUCUAAAGAGGUAUUCCUUGGUAUAAAGCCAGUGACGUGUAAGCCUUCAAAUGCAGUAAAUAAUACUGAAAUUACAGGAUAUAAAUACGCUUUCUCUGGUAAGAAUACUGCAGUAGUUAAUAAUAGAGAAAAUAAUGAAUCAUUGGAGAAAUAUAAGAAUGAAGGAAAUACUGAACUGUACAGCACAAGCAAAGCAUUCAUUGGACCCAUAUAUAAAAUUGAAGUUGUUCAGCAAACCAAGGAAAAGAAAAACUACAAAUACAGAAAUCACCAAAAAGUGCCAAAAGCAAUGCGUGGUGGUAGUUCUAAGAAAGAAAUGGCACCAAAACGGAGUCUACCCAGUGAUAUACCAAAAAUAGAAGAUGAAUUGUCUCAAUUCUAUAGUGAAAUUCAUCAGCUUGAAAGUGAUGAAAAUAUCUUGGAUAAAGCUGGAAAAGACUUUCAUAAGCAACCUGUGGAAUAUAACAAAUGGAAUCAAAUAGAGUGUAUUAGCUCUCAAGACUUGUCCUACAGCAAAACAACUUCCAGUUGUGAUGGUGGUCAGUGUUUUUACGGUGAACCCAGUGAUCGCAGAAUAUGCAGUGAACAGAAUCCCUACAAUGGGCAGAUGGGUCAUAGAACUGGCAAUGGACAGUCUUUUGGUAGUGAAAGAAAUGCAUGGGAAGCUGAAAAGCCAUGUAAUAAACAAGCAGGUUCUAGAUUCUGGAAUGAUUCUGUACCUCCCUUUAACCCUGGCUGGCAACAGACACCUCCAUUUAUAAUACCUUAUGGCCCACCACCUCCCCAGUUCAUCCGUAAUUUUAAUUUUCAGGAGCCGGUUCCAUCAUCCCACCAUUCAAAUAAUUUCAGUUCUUCAAAUGUAGGUCCAUUUGAAAACACCCACAUUAACAUGAGCUGUUCACCCUCUGAUAAAAAUAGUGACCGUACUAGUCAUUCUGGUACUCCAAGUAUACAGACCAUUCAAAAUGGAUACAGUGUCCAGGAAAGGUAUAUAGGUAAUGGUUUCUAUGAAACCGCAACAUGUUGGAAAGAUGCUCAACAAACUGAAGGAUCAAGUAGUGUUUCUGAACAAUUCCUGGAGGGCAGCUUAUGUGAGUCACAAAAGCAACUCCUGAUCCUGAGAGGCCUUCCAGGCUCAGGAAAGACAACAUUGUCUCGCAUUCUGCUUGGUCACAGUCAUGAUGGCAUUGUGUUCAGCACCGAUGAUUACUUUUGUCAGCAAGAUGGAUGGUCAUAUGAUGUUGGUCAGCUUGGUGCUGCUCACGACUGGAACCAGAAGAGAGCAAAACAAGCAAUGGAUCAAGGAAGAUCUCCAAUUAUAAUAGACAACACUAAUACUCAAGCAUGGGAAAUGAAGCCUUAUGUGGAAGCGGCUCUAGAAAAAUGCUAUAGAGUGGAAUUCCAUGAACCAGACACAUGGUGGAAGUUUAACCCUGAAGAAUUAGAAAAGAAGAACAAGCAUGGGGUCAGUCGUGAGAAGAUUAUUCAAAUGCUGGAAAGAUAUGAAUAUCAAAUAUCUAUACCCGUUGUUAUGAAUUCGGUGCUACCUUUCCAUAAAACUUCCCAAAGGCCUCCUCCACAAAGAAGACAGAGGGAAACAGUUGUAAAGAAGAAGCACAAACUACACAAGAUGAAACAGAGAAGGAAACGAAAGAGGAACAGAAAAAUGAAGGGUGCCGCUGUUAAAAUAGUGGAGAAGAAGCCUGACCCUCAAACUCCUAGUGAUAAGGACUGGUCACAGAGUGGAGAGGAGGAUUCAGAAGACAAUAGGAAAUCUGCAUCUAUUGAUGAGUCACUAAAGGAGCUCAUAGCAGAUGGUGAAGUUGAUUCUGCCAAUGAAAGCAGUCUGAAAUGUUCUGAGUUGCAAAAAGGAAGCUUCUGUGUUUCGGACACUUUGCUACCAGAUGAUUAUGUUGUUCCCCUUGAUUGGACAAUAUCAAAGGAGAUCUAUUUACGGUGGAAGGCUUCUGUGGAGAAAAAUCAGAAAAAGAAUCGAUCCAAAGGAUACGAUGCCUUGCCUGCUGGUGGAGCUGCCCUGGAAGAUUCAAAGGAGGUUGAUGGUCAAGAGAAACAAGAAUCUUCUGAUGCAAACCCACAAAUGCACUUGUUCCAGUAGACUUGGAAAAGCAUCAUCGCUCUAACGAAUUGUUUUAUAGAUACAAUGUUCGAGUAACAAAGGUGGUUCAUCUGAACUUUUGCCUAAAAAUAAACAGCAUUUUGUGCAGAAAGAACUUGCUCAAUUUAGGCUUCACCAUGGAUGGACCACCAGGUAACAGCCAGCUGUGUUGCUGAGAAGCGCACGAUACAAAGUUUGUUGAAUGAUCAACAACCGUAGUUUUUGCCUUCCAUCCAUGUAA
Gekko japonicus is the source of this 2679-nucleotide messenger RNA. It is a transcript of the gene N4BP2L2, whose product is annotated as NEDD4 binding protein 2-like 2. The coding region runs from base 93 to 2438 and encodes 781 amino acids. NCBI's taxonomy places the organism in Eukaryota, Metazoa, Chordata, Lepidosauria, Squamata, Gekkonidae. Gene Ontology annotation, cellular component: nucleus. The record is from RefSeq and is a predicted model, not a curated record. The transcript is spliced from 11 exons. Gene Ontology annotation, biological process: negative regulation of transcription by RNA polymerase II. Gene Ontology annotation, molecular function: transcription corepressor activity.